Messenger RNA from Galdieria sulphuraria, 1070 nucleotides. RefSeq names its product exodeoxyribonuclease III. Bases 124 to 1047 code for a protein of 307 amino acids. The transcript is spliced from 5 exons. NCBI's taxonomy places the organism in Eukaryota, Rhodophyta, Bangiophyceae, Galdieriales, Galdieriaceae. The record is from RefSeq and is a predicted model, not a curated record. Gene Ontology annotation, cellular component: nucleus. Gene Ontology annotation, molecular function: DNA binding; DNA-(apurinic or apyrimidinic site) endonuclease activity; double-stranded DNA 3'-5' DNA exonuclease activity. Gene Ontology annotation, biological process: base-excision repair.
GGUUUCUUUAUAAGUGUAGAAUAAGAUGUUGAAUGAAAAGUGUGAAAACAACAGCCAUUUCGAAUUAUGUUGUUGAAUGCUUCAUGAUUGAUGUGCAAGUGGUUAAGAAAAUAAGUGAAAGAUAUGUAUACUUGUUUAGGAGAGAAAAGGUUUAUUAACGAUACUGAAGACCCAUCUGAUCCUCUUUCUCCUACUAAAAAGAAGAAUUGUACUCAACUUGACUCGAUUACCGAAAACUCCCCUAAGAAAGAUACUGAAACCCUUUUGAAGUUUUUGUCGUGGAAUGUAAACAGUUUGAAGCGAGUAUUGGAAAGAAAACAGUUGGUCAAUCUAGUUAGUCAAGAGGAUCCUGACUUUAUUUGUUUGCAAGAAACCAAAUUAACUGAAGAUAAAGUACCCGGUGCCUUUUUGUUACCACAAUAUAAGAAGUUUUUCAAUUGUUGUGAGACAAAACGUGGAUAUUCGGGAACUGCAUUGUUUAGUAAAAUGGCUCCCAUCGCUGUCUUAAAGGACUUUGAAGGUGUCUACUCGGAACAUAAUAAGACUGGUCGUUUGAUAGUAGCAGAAUAUGAGAAUUUUUAUGUAGCUAGUGUUUAUGUACCCAACUCGGGAGAUAAAUUGAAGAACUUGGAGUAUCGUGUUCACUCAUGGGAUCCUAGCUUUUGCUCUUAUAUAUGUGAAUUACAAAUGAAGAAGCCAAUCGUUCUAUUGGGUGAUUUAAACGUUGCGCAUCAAGAUAUAGAUGUGUAUGCUCCCGAACGUUUGGGUUCCAAAGCUGGUUUUGUUCAAAGUGAACGUAACAAUUUUUCAAAAUUUUUAGAAGAAACCAAAAUGGUCGAUUCCUUUCGGUAUCUUUAUCCACAUAGAAAAGAAGCUUAUUCUUUUUGGGAUUAUAAAACAGGAGGCCGACUUCGUAACCAAGGUUGGAGAAUUGAUUAUUGUCUAUUAUCUUCCUCUUUGGUGAGCAAUUUAGUGGAUGCCUUUAUAUUGGAUAAGAUAGAAGGAAGUGAUCAUUGUCCGAUUGGAAUUCAAAUGAGAAUUUUUUAGAAUUGGUGGAGAGAAUUGACAGU